Peronospora farinosa is the source of this 1818-nucleotide messenger RNA. The record is from the annotation of a GenBank genome assembly. Lineage: Eukaryota; Oomycota; Peronosporomycetes; Peronosporales; Peronosporaceae.
AUGAUCAAGUGGACACGUUUCUUGACGUUGGUUGCCGUAGCACUGACUCCAUCCGUCUCUGCCGACGUUGAGACACACGAGUAUACACCAGGUGAAGAAGUUGUUGUCUGGGUGAACAAAAUCGGGCCAUUUAAUAAUCCCCAAGAGACAUAUACGUACAAUACACUGCCUUUCUGUCGUGCAAGUGGGGCAGAAGAGCCAGAGGCUCAUGCAUUGGGCAUUGGGGAAAUUUUAGAAGGCAAUGAACUUUUUAAUUCGGGUCAAUUGAUUAAAUUUGGUGUAAACGCACGUAAAACAACACUCUGUGAACAAACACUCUCGGAUGCCGAUGCACUUCAAUUUGGAGCAGCUGUGGAUGAACAUUACUGGUAUCAAAUGAGUGUGGAUGAUUUACCGGUAUGGGGUCUCGUGGGAAAAGUUAUGAAACCGACCGAUGAUGUCGAAAUUCUUAAAUUAUAUCCCGUUGGAACUCGUGUACUGUACACACACAAGAAAUAUUCGAUUUCCUACAAUGAAAAACACAUUAUUCACGUAAAUUUGACGUAUUCCGACGUACUAACGUCAAUUUCAUCCAAUAAAAAGGUGGCCUUUACGUACGAAGUCAUGUGGACGGACACAAAAGUCCCAUUUGAAGAUCGGUUUGAUCGGUAUUUGGAAGAUGAAUUUUUUGAACAUCAAAUUCAUUGGUUUUCGAUUUUUAAUUCGUUUAUGAUGGUUAUUUUUCUCUGUGGUCUUGUGGCGCUUAUUUUACUACGUACGCUUAAGAAUGAUUAUGAACGGUUUGCAGAAGAUGAUGCAGAAGAAAUGAUGAUGGAUGGCAAGUCGUUAUUGUUGAAAAAUGAUGCAAAUUCCGGCUGGAAAUUGUUACAUGGUGAUAUCUUUCGUGCUCCGUCGUAUUUGCUGUUAUUCACGGCAUUGAUUGGAACGGGAGCACAAUUAUUGGUGUUGUCAAUCUGUCUCGUGCUUAUUGCUAUUGCCUCGUCGCUUUACAUUGAACCAGGUGGUGUCGUGUCUGUAGGACUCACUGUCUAUGCUUUUUCGUCACUGGCAAACGGAUAUGCAAGUGGUGCUUUUUACCAUCAGUUUUUCUACCCGCGUGUAUCAAAGAACUGGAUACGUGCCAUGUGUUUGUCGUCAAUGCUGCUUCCCAUGGUUACAUGUGUGACGGUAUUUUUUAUCAAUGCGCUGGCUGUGAUUUAUGGUACGACAUAUGCCAUUCCGUUUGUGACGAUCGUGCAGGUAAUAUUGGUGUGGUUCUUUGUUUCGUGCCCGCUUGCCGUUCUGGGGACAAUUUUGGGUCGACAUGGUGCCGCAAAGGCAGGUUUUCCGUGCCGUGUCAACAAGUUUUCCCGCGAAGUACCACAAGCGCGUUGGUACUUGCGUCCACCAGUGUUAAUUGCACUCACGGGUGUACUACCGUUCGGGUCGAUCUUUAUCGAGAUGUACUUUAUUUUUGCAUCGUUCUGGAACUACAAGUUUUAUUACGUGUAUGGAUUCAUGCUGCUGGUGUUUAUCAUUCUGACGAUUGUGACGCUCUGCGUAACCAUCGUGUGCACGUACUUUUUGCUAAAUGCUGAAAAUUAUCGAUGGCAUUGGACGUCUUUCGCGGCCGCGGGCAGCACUGGAAUCUACGUUUUCAUCUACGCCAUCUAUUUCUAUUUUUUCAAGACCAAUAUGUCAGGUUUCUUGCAGACAUGUUUCUACUUUGGCUACAUGGGACUGUUUUGUUUCGCGUUCUUUAUCAUGUGCGGCACCAUCGGAUACCUUGGCAGCAGUGUUUUUACUAAGCGCAUCUAUCGCAACAUCAAGUGUGAGUGA